Messenger RNA from Ziziphus jujuba (common jujube), 825 nucleotides. RefSeq names its product vesicle transport protein GOT1. Gene Ontology annotation, biological process: retrograde transport, endosome to Golgi; endoplasmic reticulum to Golgi vesicle-mediated transport. The transcript has 7 exons. Bases 214 to 636 code for a protein of 140 amino acids. NCBI's taxonomy places the organism in Eukaryota, Viridiplantae, Streptophyta, Magnoliopsida, Rosales, Rhamnaceae. The record is from RefSeq and is a predicted model, not a curated record.
AAAUGAGAAAUCUACAAAAAUAAAAAGAAAAGAAAAACAUCAGAAAAAAGAAAGAGUGAAACGGUGCGUGUGGUGGCAGCAGCCCCAAUCUCCAUCGCUGAAAUCGACGAGACCCUUCAAUCAACUCCAUUUGGAGCAUUUCCGUUUGGUUGCUGAGAAAACCCUUGGAAAAUUUUGCAGAAUACUCAGGGAGAACUCUAAAUCUUCGGCAAAAUGGUUUCGUUCGAGAUGAAUGAUCGGAAAAAGAUUGGACUAGGGUUGACGGGAUUUGGCGUUUUCUUCUCAUUCCUGGGAAUUAUCUUUUUCUUUGAUAAGGGAUUACUUGCGAUGGGAAAUAUCCUCUUCUUAUCGGGGGUGACUCUUACCAUUGGACUGAAAUCCACUACGCAAUUUUUUAUGAAACGUCAAAAUUUCAAGGGAACAAUUUCAUUUGGGAUUGGAUUCUUCUUAGUUGUUAUAGGAUGGCCUAUUUUUGGCAUGAUCUUGGAGGCAUAUGGGUUCAUUGUGCUCUUCAGCGGCUUCUGGCCAACACUGGCAGUUUUUCUGCAGAAGAUACCUAUUCUUGGUUGGUUGUUCCAACAGCCAUUUGUUAGAUCGUUGUUUGAUCGUUACUGGAGUAGACGGGUGCCUGUGUGAUCUGCAAAAAACGAAGGAAGUCCAAAAAAUAUUGAGGGCAUUCCGCACUUGUAAAUUACUGUCAAACGAGGACAAUAGUAUUUUGCUAAUUUGGUUCACUUGUUGAAAUUAGAAAAUGAUUUCUAAUAUUCAGUAUGAGGUUUGUAUCUUGUAUGAAAAAGAAAAAAGAGGGAGAUGAAAUUUAUUGUA